AUGGUAUUGUCGUGCUCUUCGAAAAUGACACCAAGAUCAGUCUUGUUCACCGCCGCUGCAAUAACCGCUUUUCUGACAACAUGCAGCGCUUCCAUCGAAAACCCUGCCAUCCAGCCCACUCCCCCCAUGGGCUUCAACAACUGGGCCCGCUUCGAGUGCGUGCUCAACGAGACGCUCUUCACGGAGACAGCGGACGCCAUGGUCGCGACCGGCCUGCGUGCGGCCGGCUACGAUCGUCUCAACCUCGAUGACUGCUGGAUGGCCUACUCGCGGGCGCCAAACGGCUCUCUCCAGUGGAACGAGACCAAGUUCCCGCAUGGCCUGCCCUGGCUGGCAGACUAUGUCAAGGCGCGAGGAUUCCACCUGGGCAUUUAUGAGGAUUCCGGCAAUGCCACCUGUGGCGGGUACCCUGGCUCCUAUGGGCAUGAGCAGCUGGACGCAGAGACAUUUGCGUCCUGGGGCAUCGACUAUCUCAAGCUGGACGGCUGUAAUGUCUAUCCCGACACGGAGCAAGAAUACCAGGCGCGGUACUCGCACUGGCACCAGAUCUUCAGCAACAUGUCUCACCCGCUCGUCUUCUCCGAGUCCGCCCCGGCGUAUUUCGCUUCCGGCGACAAUCUCACGGACUGGUACACGGUUAUGGACUGGGUGCCCGUCUACGGCGAGUUGGCCCGGCACUCGACGGACAUCCUGGUCUACGUCGGCGAGGGCAGCGCCUGGGACAGCAUCAUGGUGAACUACAACUACAACCUCUUGCUGGCGCGGUACCAGGCGCCGGGGUACUACAACGACCCGGACUUUUUGAUCGCGGACCACCCGGGCCUGACACUGGACGAGAAACGCUCGCACUUCGCGCUGUGGGCGUCCUUCUCGGCGCCGCUGAUCAUCAGCGCGUACAUCCCGGCUCUGCCGGACGAGGUCAUCGCGUACCUGAAGAACAGCGACCUGAUCGCGGUGGACCAGGACCGUCUCGCACAGCAGGCGACGCUCGUCAGUCGCGACGACAGCUUUGACGUGCUGACCCGGAGCCUCGCCAACGGCGAUCAACUGCUGACGGUGCUGAAUCGGGGGAACGACACCGCCAGCACGAGCAUCGCUGUGGCCCGGCUGGGACUGGAGGAGGCGGGAUGUUCCUACGCAGCAAAGGAUCUCUGGAAUGGCACCUGGACGACGAUCGUUGACGGGAAGAUUGAUAUCAAGGACCUUGCUUCGCAUGCGACUGCCGUCUACCGCAUCUCUCUCCCACCGCGCUGCUCUGCGGUCGUCCCCACAGGCAUGAUCUUCAACACCGCAUCCAAGAACUGUCUGACCGCAUCCUCCCAGCAUGGAAUCAGCUUUGCGGAAUGCAACGGCGACGACACGCAGGUGUGGCAGGUUCGCUCGUCGGGCACAAUCAGCCCGUUGUCUGAUCAGUCGGCUUGCCUGACAGCAGAGGAUGGUGCCUCUGUUGUCGGAUUAUCUCCCUGCGGGAAGGACAAGAACCAACAGUGGGCGUACGCUGUGACGGGAAAUCUGAAGAAUGUGGCUUCUGGCGUUUGCUUGACGGAAGGGGCUCAGAAUAAUACUGUCACUGUGUGCGGCUUUGAGAAGAAUACUCAAGUAUGGGCUCUUCCGAGCGGUGUUGAGGUCAGUAGAUAG
Molecule: messenger RNA, 1638 nt
Organism: Rasamsonia emersonii CBS 393.64
Lineage: Eukaryota; Fungi; Ascomycota; Eurotiomycetes; Eurotiales; Trichocomaceae
Product: alpha-galactosidase
Exons: 2
Coding region: 1-1638 (545 amino acids)
Biological process (GO): carbohydrate metabolic process
Molecular function (GO): hydrolase activity, hydrolyzing O-glycosyl compounds
Source: RefSeq, a predicted model, not a curated record